Python bivittatus (Burmese python) is the source of this 601-nucleotide messenger RNA. NCBI's taxonomy places the organism in Eukaryota, Metazoa, Chordata, Lepidosauria, Squamata, Pythonidae. The record is from RefSeq and is a predicted model, not a curated record.
AUGGCCAACGGGGACGGCCUCUUCACCCGGCCACGUUCUCUCGGUCCGUUCUCCCUUAACGGCUCUGCGACUAAGCCCAACCUGCCACGCGGGGCAGCAGAGGCCUUCCGUGGCAUCCGUCCACCGAAUAUCUGCAGGCUUCCCAAGAACCCUGGGGAAGGGGACCGUUCCAUGCCCAUGUACCGCUACGACCCCUUCCGGAAGGCCUGCGAGAUCUUCGCCUACAAAGGGCAGAAGGGGAACCCGAACAGGUUUGCCACGCUGGUCAUGUCAGGAGACCUGCAGAGACCCAGCUGUGCCCUUCCAGCAGGAGAAGUGAGCGCCUGUGUUUCUGGGCCCCGGCCCCCUCGCUGCCCUGGGCCCCACCCAACCUUUCCAUCUGCUGGGCAGCCUCCUCGCCCACCCCCAAUGGCUUUGCUUAUUGCGCCUCCAGAUCUUUGCCAGCUGCCCAUGAAGGUCGGCCCCUGUGAAGCGCUCCUCCCCCGCUUCCACUAUGACGCCGCCCGCCAGAUGUGCACCAGGUUCUACUAUGGGGGCUGCCAGGGCAACCUGAACAACUUCGGCACCCGAGAGGGGUGCCUGCUGACCUGCAAAGGCCCAG